AUCCCACUCGCGCCACGAACUGCACGCCAUACACACACUGAACACUAAACCAGCGAACCGACGGACGUGUGCCGCGUAUAUACCUUGUUGUUCUGUUUUUGUUUAAAAAUACGAGGAACAACGGCGGGAAGAAGAAAAAAAAAAAAGAGAGUAAAAUAAUAGUAAUAAUAGAUAUUUUUUUGAAACUCCGACGGUGUGUGACGUUCGACGUGUUAAUCGCGGAACGGCAAAGUUUAUUCGUGUGUCGCGGUUUGUAUCUGGCUGAUUUGAGAAUUCCACUGCAAUCUCGACGACCCUUGAAACUCGGGACGUGUGACAUCGGGAAUAUCGUGCCAUUGACAAAAAUAUUACGAGAGUAUAUGUAGAUCGUAAAGACGUUUUUUGUUUUUUUUUACCCACGCACCGACUGACCAUGGUUAGAACGUGAACUUGUACCGCAAAUUCGUUGGUUCGAUUCGUUUCGGAGAUAUCGGGGCGGGAAGGAUAAGCGAAGAGAAGGAGGAUAAAUUUGUGCCAUAUUUGUAAUAUAUUAAUGCAAUCGUCGAAGGACGAGGUAGUGGGGAUUAAUCGGAUAUUAUAUAGUGCGUGAUAUGCAAGUUCCUCGGAACCGUUUAACUGGUCGGUUCGCGUUAGUCGUAUUCUACAUUAGCGAUAAGGAAAGUACAGAGUGUUUAAACGAUUGUACGGCAGGAAGGAAGGAAGAAUAGAAGAGAGAAUAGAAGAUAAGAAAACGCAGAAGCGCCGGUAUAAUAUUAUACAAAUCGGCGGUAAAUGUUUGUUUGUUAAUUGGUGGGUGAUAUGAUAGAGGAAUCCCGCGUCGAGGAGUGGUGUAUUAGUCAAUCGGGUCAGAUGACGGUCCAGGACUUCAAGUCACGCGGCACUACAGCCGUCGACGAACAGCUCACGAUCAGCAACGAUAUACUUUCCCCGAGCAAGGAUCACCUGGAAAACGAGAAGACGUCGUCGUCCCCUUACGGCGCAUCGAGCAACGGAUCCGUUCCCGCAUCCGCGGCUAACCAAGACAGCGAAAAUCUCCUUGGACGCGUUUUGGCCGAAUUCGACGGCACCACCGUUCUCUGUCGGGUUUGCGGCGACAAGGCUUCCGGGUUUCAUUAUGGGGUCCAUUCCUGCGAAGGAUGCAAGGGUUUCUUCAGGCGCAGCAUACAACAGAAAAUACAGUACAGGCCGUGCACGAAAAAUCAACAGUGCAGCAUACUUCGCAUCAACAGAAAUCGCUGCCAGUACUGCAGGCUGAAGAAGUGCAUCGCCGUUGGAAUGAGCCGAGAUGCGGUUCGAUUCGGGCGAGUACCUAAGCGCGAAAAGGCCAGGAUACUCGCCGCCAUGCAGCAGAGCUCGCACAGUCGUUCCCAGGAGAAGGCCGUCGCCGCCGAACUCGAGGACGACCAACGGCUACUCGCGACUGUCGUCAGGGCCCACCUCGACACCUGCGACUUCACCAGGGAAAAGGUCGCCCCCGUUUUGGCGAGGGCGAGGGAGACACCGAACUACACCGCCUGUCCGCCGACCCUGGCAUGCCCGUUGAACCCGAAUCCUCAGCCGUUGACGGGUCAGCAGGAGUUGCUGCAAGACUUCUCGAAGAGGUUCUCGCCGGUUAUCCGAGGCGUGGUAGAGUUCGCAAAGCGUAUACCAGGGUUCAGCCUUUUGGCUCAGGACGAUCAGGUAACGUUGCUGAAGGCCGGGGUGUUCGAAGUGCUGCUCGUGCGGCUCGCCUGCAUGUUCGACGCCCAAACGAACAGCAUGAUAUGCCUAAACGGUCAGGUGCUGAAACGCGAGUCGAUACACAACAGCAGUAACGCGCGAUUCCUGAUGGACUCGAUGUUCGAUUUUGCCGAGCGCGUGAACGCCCUGCGGUUGACCGACGCCGAGCUGGGACUUUUCUGCUCGGUCGUCGUCAUUGCCGCCGACAGGCCCGGCCUGAGAAACACCGACCUUAUCGAGCGUAUGCACAACAAAUUGCGCGGCGCGCUGCAGGCCGCGCUCGCCCAGAACCAUCCCCAGCAUCCCGACAUCCUGAGGGAACUGUUGAAGAAGAUACCCGAUCUUCGUACGCUGAACACCCUACACUCCGAAAAGCUUCUGGCGUUCAAAAUGACCGAACAGCAACAGCAGCUCCAGGCCCAGCAACAGCAGCAGCAGCAACAACAACAGCAACAGCAACAGCACUGGCCGAUGGACGAGGAGCCGACCGCCUCCUGGGGAUCGGGCUCCGACGUGACCCUCGACGAGGUCAAGAGUCCGCUGAGCAGCGUAUCCAGCACGGAGAGUACGUGCAGCGGCGAGGUCGCCUCGUUGACCGAGUACCAUCACUCCUCCGUCGCAUCGAGCGGUCUUCACGCCUCGAGCGCUCCGCUACUCGCGGCAACGCUCGCCGGAGGUCUCUGCCCUCACAGAAGAAGGGCGAACUCGGGAUCUACGAGCUCAGGGGACGACGAGCUGCACCGCGGAUCGUUGACGAAGACGUCCCAACCGCCGCAGUGUCCGCGAUUCAGGAAGCUCGACUCGCCGAGCGACAGCGGCAUCGAGUCGGGGACCGAGAAGGCCGACAAACCGGUAAGCACCAGCACGGCGAGCAGCGCUCCAACCUCGGUCUGCUCGAGUCCGAGGUCCGAGGAAAAGGAGUUCGAGGACAUGCCCGUGCUCAAGAGGGCCCUUCAGGCGCCUCCGUUGCGCGACACGAACGCCCUGAUCGACGAGGCCUACAAACCGCACAAGAAAUUCCGGGCCCUGAGACAGAAGGACAGCGCGGAGGCCGAGCCGGCCGUAGCGACGGCCCAGCAGUCCCAGCUCCACCUUCACCUGACCUCCUCCCCGGCCGCGACGACGACGACGCCCCACCACUCCACCUACACGUCGUCGUCGUCGUCGUCGUCUUCCGCGAUAUCGCAGUGCCCGCCGAAGGCCAGCCUACUCAGCAGCACCCAUUCCACGCUGGCCAAGAGCCUGAUGGAGGGACCCAGGAUGACCGCCGAACAGCUCAAGCGCACCGACAUCAUACACAAUUACAUAAUGCGCGGCGACGUCAGUCCGGGUUCUCCGAUACCUUCCCCAUCCCCGGCCGAACAGUGCGCCUCGACCACCACCGCAAGCUCGAGGUCAUCCUCCGGCGGGCUUCUACAGUGCGCGACUUCGUAUUCCGCCACCGGACGAUGGCCGGCGACCACUUCCGUCAUAACGACGACGACCGGGGCGCGGCACCGCCACCAUCACCAUCACCAUCACCACCCUUCUCAUCCUCACCCUCACCCUCACCACCACAGUCAGCAAAUCCAGCAGCACAUGCAGCAGCAGCACCAUCAGCAGCAGCAACAGGGAGAGUACUGCAACAACAGCGUUGUACACAUAGCCGGUAACGGUUCGGGAAGUGGAAACGGUAGUAAUUCCGCGGGAUCUUGUUCGCCGCAGCGUAGCGGUUCGGUUUACAACGCUGCCAGCAACGUAUGCGCGAACAACAACGUCAACAACUCUUGCACGAGUACGAGUCCAAGGCCGAGCUCGACGACGUCCGCUUCCAACGCGGCUGCCGCUGCGGCAACCCUGGUGUUAUCUGACUGUUCGAGCAACAUGAUGGAACUACAGGUGGACAUCGCCGAUAGUCAACAGCCGUUGAAUCUUUCGAAAAAAUCACCGUCACCCUCGCCAAGGCCAACGAUUGUCAACGGUACGUGCAGUAGUAAAGCGUUGUCGCUCGAGGCGUAAUUUACGGAUAUUGUCUAAAAUCUUGUAAUAACGAAGCGACAAAACCUCUCGUGCAUAUAUCAUUUAGGUUUUCGUAUUCGUUCAUCGUUUUUUUUUUUUUUUUUUUUUUUUUUUUUUUUUUUUUUUUUUUUUUUAUCUUUUUCCCUUUUUUUUUCUCCUGUCGAUACAUGUACACCCCGUUCUCUAAAAGUCACGCGAACCAUCUGAUCGAUUGAUUAUUACUUCGUUUUUAUCUUCCGUCGUCACGGGUUCCACAACGACGACAUGCUAUACCUUGCUAAUGAUUCGCAUUACGACAUGAUACUACUACUAGCAAUACCGGUAGUACUCGGAAAGUAUCUCUUUUUCAUGUACGAACAAGGGAUAGAGAGAAUGGGGAAAAUUGAUGGACACACAGAGAGAGAUAGGGAGGGAUAGAGAAAGAGAGAGAGAGAGAGAGAGGGAAAGCUCACCCGCCGAUUCUAUGUAAUUAUAUUAUAUACUAUACAUACGUUAUGUAGUAAACAAAGGAGGAAUAAAAAAUGAAAAAUCGCUGUGAAAGUGCCACCAGGACGCUAUCCGUAUAGCGCGUGACUAACCAAAUAAUUUAUAUUAUUUAAAAUCGAUGAUAAUAAUACAUUAUUAUUGUUACUGUUGUUGUUGUUGUUAUUAUUAUUUUUUUAAUAAUAUCGUCAUUAUUAUUAUUAUUAUUAUUAUUACCAUUAUUACCAUUAUUACCAUUACUAUUAUUCUUAUCGUAGAGGAAAGAAGAAGAAAAAAAAAACGAGAAUAAGAUGAAAUGACGUUUUCGCACGCAUACGCGGUAUAUUCAAUAGAUAUAUCAAUAUAUUCGUAUAUAUACUGUUCGCAUAUAUAUACACACAUAUAUAUAUAUAUAACUAUGCGUAAUUUUUCCGCGCGUACCUCUAUAUACGCAUAUGCGUGUACAUUGUAUAUGUAUACGUAUAUACAGAAUCGAUCAUUUGACAUCUCUAUACAUUUUUUUUCUUCCCCCUCUUUCUCUCUCUCACUCUUCUUCUUGUAAUUUUUUUUUUUCCUUAUUUAUGUAUUGUCACGUACAUACUUAGGGUGAGAAUACGAAUUCUGUUUUGGUGACGAUGGGAGAAAAUAAUCCGAGGAACAUAAUAUAACAUGUUUCGUUUAAACCGGAAGUGACGAGUAAAUGAUGAAGAAGAGUAUGAAUAUAAUAAAUGGAAAAAAUAAAAAAUAAUCUACAGUGCCGAAUUUUUUGUCGUACGUCAUUAUUCAAGACGUGUAAAAUUAAGCACAGACGACGUUCAUGUAAGUACGUCAAAUGACGAAAGGACACUCAACGUGCUGAUUCGCACUGUGCUUUUGAUGUAUCAAGUGUGUGAAGUAUGAAAAAUAAAAAAAUAAAAAUAAAAACUAUGCAAAUGGAAGGAUUAUUGAUUGGAUAUAGCAACAAUAUUUAAAGAAAUAAAAAUAUCUGUAACGGACUACAUACAUAUAUAUAUAUAUAUAUGCAUACAUAUAUACGUAUAUGUAUAUAUACUUGAUCUUGUUCGACGAAAGUUCUUCUACGGGAAAACUCACGUUCGUCCUACAGUCGUCGUUGUUGUGUGGUGGCGAAUCGGCGCACUUUUGAAACUCGUCAAGUGUUACAGAGAAAGUGAAUUUAAACUAUUGAACAAAUAUGAAUGAAAAUGAUAUGAAAUAAAAAUAAUCUAUUACAUGUGAUAAUCAUGGAAAACGCGCAUAUUUGUACAGCCUCCACAUCAUUCAUCGAUAUCAUCUUACUCUAUACAUAUAAAUAAAUGAAUACAAAUGAAAAUAAAUAUAUAUAUAUAUAUACAUAUAUGUAUAUAUAUAUAUUAUAAAUAUGCUACAAUAUUAAUUAAUUAAUUAUUAACUUUAGAGGAAGUAAUCAAUACUAUCGUUACUAUUAUUAUUAUUAUUAUUCGUAUUAUUAUUGUCGUCGGAUUGUAAACAAUAAUAACAACAACGCUAACAACAACAACAACAACAACAAAUCGCAACUGUUCAAGCAUACAGUCGAUUAUAUAUAUAUUAACUACAUAGUUGAGUAAUAUAGUGUUUAAUAUUGAUGAUAAUGUUUGUAAAAAUAACGACGGCAAUGAUGAUGUUGAUUAUAAUAAUGAUAAUGGUAAAAUAAAUGAAUAAUGAUUAUUAUGAUAAUGGUAGUUGUAAUCGUAAUUGAAAAGUAUCAUCCCGUAUGUUUAUGACUUGCGUGUGCGUGUGCGUGUGUGCGUGUGUAUGGGGAAAAAGUCGAAAGAUCGAUGAACAGCAGAAAGGGAGAAAAAGCUCAGACGUGCGCGGGGCAGGUUUUGAGAAAUCUAUACAUUCGUUACGUAUGUAAUGAUAAAGAUGAUGAUAAUGAUAAUGAUAAUGAUAAUAAAGUGAUGAUGAUAACAGACGUUAUACACGUGACUGAAGUGUUUGUAUAUUUUCGCGUCAACAUAUAAUCGAAACGCGAAUUACAAGAAAGCGAAACAGAAGUAAGAUAAAAAAUUACACACGGUAUACAAUUUAUAUGUAUAUAUAUAAGAGUGUGCGGAGUAGGACAAAUUCGGAGUAAAGCUUAGGGGUAAAAGGUAUAAUCGAUGAAUAGAAAAUACUAGUAAGUUUAGAAACAAGAUGGUAAAGGUAAAGAGAGAAAAAGGUAAGAAGAAAAAAGAAAAAGGUAACGGUGAAAGUUACGAGAGUGUGAUAAAUAACAAAGUUUCUAAGUAAAAUUUUGAUUGCCGAAAAAGAGGAAAGAGAAAAGAUGAUUGUAUACCUUGUUGACGAUUAAUGGGAGCGGUGGAAGUAGAUGUGGAGAGUUGAAGUCCCUUGAGAGUUUGUCACGAGAUUCUAACAAACUUACAACUUUGCAAUUGUCGUAACUUUUAUGCCACGUGUACGAGUUUCGUGUCCUGUGUCGAUUUAGAAAUUAAUUACCAGCGAAAAAAGAUGAAAGAAAUUAGGGCGACGAAACAGAAAUAGGAAGGAAAUUUAACGAAAAUAUUCAACGCGAUUAUUUACGUCAAGAAGCAGGUAUUUCAAUGAAAAAUUGACUUGGCGUGUGUCCGAAAUUUUUAAUAUAUUUAAAACAUAUGGUAUGUAACGCGAUGUAUUCUGUGAAAAAUUGACGAAGAAAAGAGAGGGUUUUUAAAAAAAAAAAGGAGGAAAACUUCCGAAGAAUCGACGCGAGAUCAAUGAAGAUAUUUUUUGAAAAACAAGUGAGAAAUUUUCGUGUAAUAUUGUAUUAUAGGUAGUAAUAUCGAAUAUAAUAUAUCCGGGAAAAGAGAGAAAAUAGAAUAGACUCGUAAUAAUAUUGAUAAUUACAUUAAGAGAUGAUUACAUACAUAUAUAUUAUAUAUAUAUAGUAAACGUGCGUACAGUAAAAAGAAAUCAAUGAUCGUUGUACAUAGUAGAUCGUUAAGGCCCUCAACCAACCCCCCUCUGUAGUUCUUGUAGAAAGAGUGAAGGAAGAAGUGCGGUGAAGAAAAGAGGUAAUAAUUUGAAAAAAAAAAAGAUUAUACUAAACGAUAGGGAAAACGUACAGCGUUUUUGAAAAUCGUUAACUAAUAGUUAACACGUGUCGUUGUUGAGACGCCCGUUCCCCUUUUCAUCCACCCAGCAUGCAUUGAAUAUCACGAAAAAAGGAAAAGAAGGGAAAAGUUAAUCUAUAGAAAAGCACCAAUAAUCAAGCAAAAACACAAUCAAUUUUAUCCAGCCUAGCGAAGAAUGAACUCUUCAAUAAAUUCACGAACCUAGCCCCCUCCCCUCCAUCGUCAUUCUUGUAAUCAAAUUAUGCACUAAUCAUUGUACACAUACUCACACACAUGAAUACAUAUAUAUAUAUAAUACAUGUACAUAGUAGAUUUUCAUUUAAAAAAAGUAAGAAAAAAGUUUAAAAAAGAAAAAAAAAGAAAGAAAGAAACAAAAAAAAAACAUAAAAACAACAAGAAUCGUCAUUAUUCCCGUGUCUUUUGGAACUCGUAUCAUUCAUGAUUCCAUAUUGAUGAUUAUAACUUAUAUGUCGCAUAUUGCGAUUGAAGAUGUUGGAUUACUCUUGUGUAUAAUUAUUGCGUGUAUUAUAGAUAGUAAAAGAUCUUACUGGAAUAAAAAAAAAAAUAAAUAAAAUAAAAUAAAAAAAAAAGUAAUCGUGAAAAUUGCAUCGGUAAUUGGUCGUUGUAGAGAUACACCAUCGUUUUAUCCAAAGGGGCACAAUUUCCACUCCCCCCCCCCCCCCCCCCCCUGUCAGUUCUGCAAAGUCUAUGUAUAGCGUUCUACAUAUAGUAUAAUAUGUAAUGCGCAUAUGUAAACUAUAUUAUACACAUAUUAAUGAUUAUUAUAUAAUAAUGAGUGGUGAUGAUGAUGAUGAUGAUGAUGAUGAUGAUGAUGAUGAUACGUGAACUAAUUAUGGAAUAUUAUACGUACAUUAUUUGUUUAUCCGUGCGGUGAUGAGAUGGAAAAACAGUGCAUAACGAAAUAGGAAGGGAAAGAUCAGUUGAACGUUUGUCUUAUUCGAUUUUUUUAUUAUUUCUGUUUCGAUUUCUUUUUCUAAGUAAUAUAAUUUAUUAAUUAUUCCUUCUUCUUCGUGAUAAUAUUAACGAAAGGAAAGAACAACCAGUAAGAUACCUGUUAUUGUUAUGUUGUUACUAUUAUUAUUAUUAUUAUUAUUAUUAUUAUUAUUAUUGUAAUAUAGAAAUGAAAUAUUGUCCCGCCCCCGCAUUUCCCCAGUGAGCAGCAGCACUUCAUAUUUUGUACGCUUGGGAGUUGUGAGGUCGUCUGAAUAAACAUUGUCUGGUGAAUUAUAAAUAUAA
Messenger RNA from Neodiprion fabricii, 8507 nucleotides. It is a transcript of the gene E75, whose product is annotated as nuclear hormone receptor E75. Bases 799 to 3717 code for a protein of 972 amino acids. The record is from RefSeq and is a predicted model, not a curated record. Lineage: Eukaryota; Metazoa; Arthropoda; Insecta; Hymenoptera; Diprionidae. The transcript is spliced from 5 exons. Gene Ontology annotation, molecular function: RNA polymerase II cis-regulatory region sequence-specific DNA binding; nuclear receptor activity; zinc ion binding. Gene Ontology annotation, biological process: cell differentiation; positive regulation of transcription by RNA polymerase II; negative regulation of transcription by RNA polymerase II.